AGUCUACUCGCACGCUCCCCAGCUCUCUAUACCCUUCCAGUGCAUUUUUCCUUUGCAUUAUACAGAUUAGCCCCAUUCAUUGGCAUGCAGGGUGACAAGUGUGUGCAGCUGCUGCACUCUCUCCCCAGCUCACCAGGAGGGGGAAGCCUGUUCAAAGAGCUGUGACGUCACACUGGGAUUCCUGUCCUCUUCUCCCGCAUCCAUGGAAAAGCCAGUGUAACUUUGCCCUGCACAGUGCCAGCUUCUGCUAGGGUCUCUGCUCCUGAUGGCAGUGCACCGGUGACUGGGGGGUCUUUCUUCUUCAGUGACCACCUUGUUGAUCAUCUGUUCUUCUCCUCUCACAUCCAUCAGCACAGAGCCUGAGAGCUGUUCUAGCUGCAGAUCUAUGGAUUCACUAGCAGCCUUAAGGGAGGAAUGGGCACCUGCUGAAUGAAGAAACCUCCAUGCCUGUUAUAGCUCCUAUGCUUUUCUCAUGAAACUUGUCUUCAUGGCGAGCACUGUGGAGACUGGGGGAUAUUCUGCAAUGUGAUCGUCCUUCAUGUUUUCUCGCAACCUUCCCUGGUUUGCAGGAUUUGGAGAAAUACUCAAAUAAUUUGCAAACUUUUUUUUUUUUGGACCAUAAUUGACCAAUUGUUGACUCAAAAUGAUCAACGGCUCCAGCUUCGAAGAACUGAAUGGGAGUGGAUCAGACUUCAGUGAAGAGGUAGAGAUCAUUGUCAAUGUCGGGGGAAUUAGGCAAAUCCUUUAUGGUGAUAUCUUAAACAGGUACCCAGACACCAGGCUGGCAGAGCUGAUGAACUGUAUAACUGGGGGGUAUGAUGCCAUCUUCUCUCUGUGUGAUGACUAUGACCCAGGGCAGAAAGAAUUUUACUUUGAUAGAGACCCUGAUGCUUUUAAGUGUAUCAUGGAGGUUUAUUAUUAUGGGGAGGUACAUAUGAAGAAGGGCAUAUGUCCGAUGUGUUUCAAGAAUGAAAUGGAGUUCUGGAAAGUAGACUUAUGUUUUCUGGAUGACUGCUGCAAAAGCCACCUCAAUGAGAAGAAGGAGGAAUUGGAAGAGAUAGCCAGGAGGGUACAGACCAUCCUCGAUGACUUGGGCUUUGACACAUCAGAGAGUAGAUGGAAAAGGUUUCAGAAGUAUGUCUGGAAGUUCAUGGAGAAGCCAGAGUCUUCUUUCCCAGCAAGGGUCACUGCAGUUCUGUCAUUUCUCUUCAUCCUUACCUCCUCCAUUGUCAUGUGUUUGGGGACCAUCCCAGAUCUGCAGGUGGAGGACUCGGAGGGGAACCAUGUAGAGCACCCUACUCUAGACAACAUAGAGACUGCGUGUAUUAUCUGGUUCACAAUGGAGUACGUCCUAAGACUCAUAUCCUCCCCAAACAAGUUACACUUUGCCCUCUCCUUUAUGAACAUCAUAGAUGUGUUGGCCAUCCUGCCCUUUUAUGUUAGUCUAAUCCUGACUCACCUAGGGGCACGAAUGAUGGAGUUGACCAAUGUCCAGCAAGCAGUCCAGGCUUUGAGAAUCAUGAGGAUUGCUAGGAUUUUCAAGCUUGCCCGCCAUUCUUCUGGUCUGCAAACCUUAACUUAUGCCCUGAAGAGCAGUUUUAAGGAGUUAGGGCUCCUCUUGAUGUACCUGGCUGUAGGUAUCUUUGUAUUCUCAGCUCUUGGAUACACAAUGGAGCAAAGCCAUCCAGAAACUUUGUUCAAGAGCAUCCCCCAGUCAUUUUGGUGGGCUAUCAUCACCAUGACUACCGUUGGGUAUGGAGACAUCUACCCCAAAACCACUCUGGGGAAACUGAAUGCAGCUACAAGUUUCCUCUGUGGGGUGAUAGCCAUUGCUCUUCCCAUUCACCCCAUUAUCAACAACUUUGUGAAAUAUUACAACAAGCAGAGGGUUUUGGAAACUGCAACCAAACAUGAACUUGAAUUGAUGGAACUUCAUUCUUCUGGAGGGGACCUCAGAGGCUUCAGACAUGACACACACAGGGCUGGGGAUGUGAGGAUGGGGAGUCACCUCAAGGCCUCCCAUAGUGACACUUUUAUUCCAGCAUUGUCUAAGGAGAAGCAUCACAGGACAAGGCUGCAGAGCUGCAAAUAACAGGGAUGGGGACACCUACCAGAGUAUUGGUGCGAGGAUCAAAUCCAGUCAUUAUGUGUAUAGGUCAUGUAGGGAAACACAUAGACCUGGCAGAAAAAAGAACUCAAAAUCAAGUGAACUGUUUGACAUCUCCAUGUUUGACAGUCCUGUGGUAUGUACAAUAUAUACAUAUGAUCGCAAAUAAACAGUCCCAUAAGCCAACCUUGUGGGGGAGUCUGAAAGAUUUCAUACAAUGACUGUAACGUGUCAUAUACAGAUGUACUGUAGUGGAGAAUAAAUGUGUCUUUUUGAGUUGUA
Molecule: messenger RNA, 2389 nt
Organism: Hyla sarda
Lineage: Eukaryota; Metazoa; Chordata; Amphibia; Anura; Hylidae
Gene: KCNF1
Product: potassium voltage-gated channel modifier subfamily F member 1
Exons: 1
Coding region: 644-2092 (482 amino acids)
Biological process (GO): protein homooligomerization; potassium ion transmembrane transport
Cellular component (GO): membrane; voltage-gated potassium channel complex
Molecular function (GO): voltage-gated potassium channel activity
Source: RefSeq, a predicted model, not a curated record